Molecule: messenger RNA, 2289 nt
Organism: Jaculus jaculus (lesser Egyptian jerboa)
Lineage: Eukaryota; Metazoa; Chordata; Mammalia; Rodentia; Dipodidae
Gene: Zrsr2
Product: zinc finger CCCH-type, RNA binding motif and serine/arginine rich 2
Exons: 11
Coding region: 25-1515 (496 amino acids)
Biological process (GO): mRNA splicing, via spliceosome
Cellular component (GO): U2AF complex; spliceosomal complex
Molecular function (GO): pre-mRNA 3'-splice site binding; metal ion binding
Source: RefSeq, a predicted model, not a curated record
GUGGGGGAAGGGCAGUGUGGCAACAUGGCCGCGCCGCAGGAGGCGGCAUUUCCCGAGAAACCGAGCCACAAAAGGUUCCGGGCUGCCCUGAAGAAGGAGCGACGAAAGAAACGCCGCCAGGAACUCGCUCGGUUGAGAGACUCAGAUGGAGUCUCACAGAAGGAGGAGGAAGAAGACACUUUUAUUGAAGAACAACAAUUAGAAAAAGAAAGGCUGUUGGAGGAGAAAGAGAGGCAAAGAUUACAUGAAGAAUGGCUGCUGAGGGAGCAGAAGGCACAAGAAGAAUUCAGAAUCAAGAAGAAGAAAGAAGAAGCUGCUAGAAAACGGAAGGAACAACAAGAGAAAAAGUUAAAGGAAGAAUGGGAAGAACAACAGAGAAAGGAGAGAGAGGAGGAGGAACAGAAGUUGCAGGAGAAGAAAGAGAGAGAGGAAGCUGUGCAGAAGAUGCUGGAUCAUGCUGAAAAUGAGUUGGAAAAUGGUGGCAUCUGGCAGAACCCAGAACCACCGGUGGAUAUGAGAGUGCUGGAGAAAGAUCGAGCCAAUUGUCCAUUCUACAGUAAAACAGGAGCCUGCAGAUUUGGAGACAGAUGUUCUCGUAGACAUAAUUUCCCUACGUCAAGUCCCACCCUUCUUAUUAAGAGCAUGUUUACAACAUUUGGGAUGGAGCAGUGCAGAAGAGAUGACUAUGACCCCGACGCCAGCCUGGAGUACAGUGAGGAGGAAACCUACCAGCAGUUCCUAGACUUCUAUCACGAUGUCCUACCUGAGUUCAAGAACGUGGGAAAAGUGGUUCAAUUUAAGGUCAGCUGCAACUUGGAACCUCAUCUGAGGGGCAACGUAUAUGUUCAGUACCAGUCGGAAGAAGAAUGCCAAGCAGCCUUUUCUGUCUUUAAUGGCCGAUGGUAUGCAGGACGACAGCUCCAGUGUGAAUUCUGCCCAGUGACUCGGUGGAAAAUGGCAAUUUGUGGUUUGUUCGAAGUACAACAGUGCCCUAGAGGAAAGCACUGCAACUUUCUUCAUGUGUUCAGAAAUCCCAACAAUGAAUUUAGGGAAGCCAACAGAGACAUCUACCUGUCCCCAGACUGGACUGGCUCCUCUUUUAAUAAGACCUCGGAGAAGAGGGAAAGGCCAGGCCACCAUGAUGACUACUAUGGCCGGUCGAGAAGAAGGAGGAGCCCUAGUCCCGACACCUACAAGAGAAAUGGUGAGUCUGAAAGGAAGAGUAGCAGUCACAGGGGGAAGAAGUCUCACAAGCACAUUGCAAAGAGUCGUGAGAGGCACAGUUCGCCAAACAAAGGAAGAAAAAGGGACCGCAGCCCGCGCCGAAGCCGAAGGAACCGGUGGAGCCGGAGCAGGAGCAGGAGCAGGAGCAGGAGCAGGAGCAGAAGCCGGAGCCGGAGCCGAAGCCGGAGCCGGAGCCGGAGCCGGAGCCGGAGCUCAUCGAGGUCUAGGAGUCGCGGAAGGCGGAGGUCGGACAGUAGAGACAGAGUCAUUCAGAGCCCCAAAUCCAAAUAAGCCUCUGUCUUAAAUGUACACACUGUAUACUGACGGCUUUGCAAGUGUAACUGAGCUCUGUGGCCUGAAAUCUUUUGUAAAAUGUUCAUUGUUUGAUAAUCACGAAAUGUGUUUAGUAUAGAAAACCUAGAAAACAAAACUGUAUAAAUUAUAUGAUAUAACUUGUAAUAAUGACCCUGCAAAGACUAAUUAAUUCUAGAGCAUUGAGUUAGUCUUUUUUUCUUAUGGCUGUUUACACAUUUUCUUAAAUCACAGAUUGCAUAUAAUAACUUUAGUGUAAUGCCUUUCAUAUAAUUGUCACAUUUCAUCAAUCUCAAUUAUGUCACAUAAUUGUUAUUUUUAUUCAUUGUAUGACAUGUAUAUCAUGUAUUUAUUUACCUUUAUUCCAGAUGAACUUUGACUUUGUGCUAUUAAAGAGUGUUGUGCUAAAAAUAACCCUCUAGUUGGGUGAGGUGGUUCAAGUCUAUAGUUCUAGCACUGGGGAGGCUGAGGUAGGAGGAUCACCAUGAGUUUGGGGCUUGCCUGGGGCUCCAGUGUAAGUUCCUGGUCAGCUCAAGCAAGAGUGAAAUUCUGUCUCAAAAAAAAAGACCCUCUAAUAGAUUUCCUUAACUAUUUCUACAUAUUUCUGGUCAUUUCCUUAGAAUACAUUACAUGAAGGAAAGUGUGGUGGUUUGAUUCAGGUGUCCCCCAUAAACUUAGGUGUUCUGAAUGCUAGGUUCCCAGAUGAUGGAGAUUUGGGAAUUAACGCUUCCCUGGAGGCAGUGUAUUGUUGGG